AUGAGCGAGAAGGCAGGACCGGGUGUUGGCUUCGAGUUCCCCAGCUAUGAGGUUUCCUGGCUCAAGCGUGACCUGCUGCUUUUCGCAGCGAGCAUCGGCGCUACCUACCCUGAGGAGUUGCACUUUCUAUACGAAUUGCAUCCUCAAUUCGCGGCCUUCCCUACGUACCCCAUCAUACUACCCUUCAAGCACACCGACCAGGAGGUAAUCGACUUCUACGCCCGCUCCAACGCCGAGCCCAUCGAUGGCGUACCCAAGUUCGACACCAAGCAUGUCCUCGAUGGCGAGCGCAAGCUCGAGUUCUUCAAGCCCAUCCCUGUGUCCAGCGAAGGUCGCAAGUUCGAAAUCAGGAGCAAGGUGCUCGGUGUAUACGAUAAGGGCAAGCCCGGCACAGUCGUUGAGACGGAGCAAAGGCUUGUAGAUGCAGAGUCCGGUGAGACAUACAGCAGAGCUGUUGGCAGUGGCUUCUACGUUGGCCAGGGAGGGUGGGGAGGUCCUAAGGGCCCCAAGGUCCCGAGCUACCCACCUCCCGACCGCGUGCCCGAUGCGACCCGUACCGUCCAGACCACCAUGGAGACCGCACACAUCUACCGUCUCAACGGUGACUACAACCCGCUUCACGCCGACCCUAAGCCCGGCAAGAAGAUGGGCUUUGGCGGCCCCAUUAUCCACGGCUUGUUCUCAUGGAAUAUGUCUGCGCACGCCAUCCUGCAGGCGUUCGGUGCAAGCAAGCCAGAGAACCUGAGGGAGUUCCAGGCACGUUUUGCGGCGCCAGUCAAGCCUGCUGAUAAGCUGAUCACGGAGAUGUGGAGGACCGGCGAGAAGCAUGACGGCGGAUUUGAGGAGAUCAGGUUUAUUGUGCGCGUGGAUGGUGGGAAGACGGUGUUGACGAACGGAAGGGCGAUUGUCAAGGUCGAGGGGCAGAUCAAGGCGAAGUUGUAA
Messenger RNA from Macroventuria anomochaeta, 942 nucleotides. Its product is annotated as Thioesterase/thiol ester dehydrase-isomerase. Gene Ontology annotation, cellular component: peroxisome. The transcript has 3 exons. The coding region runs from base 1 to 942 and encodes 313 amino acids. The record is from RefSeq and is a predicted model, not a curated record. NCBI's taxonomy places the organism in Eukaryota, Fungi, Ascomycota, Dothideomycetes, Pleosporales, Didymellaceae.